GAUGGCAUCAGCAAACUCUACCGCCAAAACCCGACCCAGACGCUCGCCCAACGCCGCCUCCAGACUCGCCUCGAGCGCCGCGUCAAACUCGGCAACCCACGCCUCGCCAACAAAAUCUCGCAAAUGCGCCUCAGCAUCGCCCCCAUAGUGCACGCGACAAGCUACGACGCAGCGCCCUCCUUCCCCCGCACCCUCCUCCACCUCUUCCUCCUCACCGAACCCCAACUCGACACCCUCGCAACCUUCUACUCGCAAAUCCCGCCCUUGACCCACCUAACCUCCGCCUACCCCUCCACCAUGAACUGGAGCCACCCUUUCCUCGACACAAGCGACGAAUUACCCGACGACUGCAAGUUGAGCAAGUUGGAGCGGGUCAAGGUCAAGAUGAGGAUGUUUGCACGGUUUGUAGGCAUGAGGGGCGCCGAGACGCCGCGGUGGGAGUAUGAGCGGCAGAUUGAGAUUUUGGGGAAUAAAGUGAGGUGGGAGGUUAGGAGGGAGGAGGAG
Messenger RNA from Bipolaris victoriae FI3, 504 nucleotides. RefSeq lists its product as hypothetical. The annotation marks the transcript as partial. The record is from RefSeq and is a predicted model, not a curated record. NCBI's taxonomy places the organism in Eukaryota, Fungi, Ascomycota, Dothideomycetes, Pleosporales, Pleosporaceae. The transcript has a single exon.